Messenger RNA from Mollisia scopiformis, 1593 nucleotides. RefSeq names its product MFS general substrate transporter. The record is from RefSeq and is a predicted model, not a curated record. The transcript has 5 exons. The coding region runs from base 1 to 1593 and encodes 530 amino acids. Gene Ontology annotation, molecular function: transmembrane transporter activity. Gene Ontology annotation, biological process: transmembrane transport. Lineage: Eukaryota; Fungi; Ascomycota; Leotiomycetes; Helotiales; Mollisiaceae.
AUGUCGUUACCGCAUAAGAAGCAACUGAUCGUAUUGACGCUGGCUCGCCUUUCUGAGCCCUUAGUGCAGACAUCUUUGCAGUCUUAUAUGUUCUACCAACUCAAGUCUUUCGAUGAAUCUCUUCCGGACUCUACAAUUGCUACCCAAGCAGGAAUGAUGGCAAGUAGCUUUACUGGUGCACAAUUCUUGACGGCUAUGAUGUGGGGACGAAUAUCUGAUUCCGAGCGAGGAGGGAGAAAGAUGGUUUUGUUGAUCGGACUUUUUGGGACUUGCCUUUCCUGCCUCGGAUUUGGGUUCUCGAAAACUUUCUGGCAGGCGCUAUUUUUUCGAACACUUGGUGGAGCACUCAAUGGAAAUAUCGGGGUCAUGAGAACUAUGGUCAGCGAGAUUGUGCAAGAGAAGAAAUAUCAAUCGAGAGCGUUUUUGUUAUUUCCUAUGUGUUUCAAUAUCGGAGUUAUCAUUGGACCCAUAUUAGGCGGGCUACUUGCCGAUCCAGCUCACAGCUAUCCUAGCUUGUUCGGAAACGUUGCCUUCUUUAAGAGGUUUCCAUAUGCGCCACCGAACAUUCUGAGCGCUGUGUUCUUACUUUCAGCUACGCUUGGCAUAUUCUUCGGGCUAUCUGAGACACUCGAAUCACUUCGACACAAGGAAGAUUUUGGCACGAAGUGUGGUCGAAAGAUAGCUGAGAUCUUUCGAGGAGGCAAUUCCCAAGAUCCUACUCAUGCAUACACGGCCCUGUCGGGCGACGAAUCAUUCCCAGAGCCAGAUGUGGAAAUGACCCUAGUUACACCAACAACUCCACGCAAGAAGGCGGUCCCGAGGUGGAAGCAAAAGUUGCCUUUCCGCAGAAUGUUCACUUACAAUGUUGUCUGCACACUAAUCGCCCACUCUCUAAUGGCGACUCACCUCGGCACUUUCAACAGUCUCUGGUUCGUCUUCCUCUCCACACCCGUCGCAGCCAAAGACUUCCAUCGUCGUCUCCCAUUCCACUUCACCGGCGGCCUAGGCAUGCCACCUCGCGACGUAGGUUUCGCCAUGGCUGUGCUGGGUUUCCUCGGAAUCUCCAUGCAACUAUUCAUCUACCCUUACAUCAAUGCCAAGCUCGGCACCGUCAAAAGCUGGCGCAUCUUCCUUUACUUCUUCCCCAUCGCUUACAUCCUCGUCCCGUUCCUGGCCAUCGUACCAUCCAAGACGCCACCCCCCGCAGAAAAAGACGGGAUACUGGUCUGGACCGCGUUGUGCCUUGUUCUGUUCCUCCAAGUCACGGGGAGAACGUUCGCUUUACCUGCUACUACGAUACUGGUCAAUAAUGCGUCGCCACAUCCGAGUAUCUUGGGCACCAUGCACGGUGUAGCGCAGAGCUUGUCGAGUGCGGGUAGGACGGUUGGUCCUGCGCUUGGUGGGACUAUGUAUGGACUUGGCUUAAGACGUGGGGUUGUGGGAGGUAUCUUCUGGGGCUUGAGUGCGUUGGCUCUUAUUAAUUGUUUGGCUAGUAAUUGGGUUAAAGAGGGAAAUGGGCAUGAACUCAUCUUGGAGGGCGAUGAAGAAGCGGAAGCGGAAUUUCAGGCGGAGUUUAGGAGGAGUGAGGGGUGA